Messenger RNA from Rhodamnia argentea, 1184 nucleotides. RefSeq names its product expansin-A4-like. The transcript has 3 exons. The record is from RefSeq and is a predicted model, not a curated record. Gene Ontology annotation, cellular component: extracellular region. Gene Ontology annotation, biological process: plant-type cell wall organization. NCBI's taxonomy places the organism in Eukaryota, Viridiplantae, Streptophyta, Magnoliopsida, Myrtales, Myrtaceae. The coding region runs from base 50 to 820 and encodes 256 amino acids.
CAAACUCUUAAUCCUCCUCCUCCUGUCUUUCUUUUGUGUAUAGUAGAAAAUGAGAACUAAUGGUACUAUUCGAAGCUUGCCAUUGUUCUCUCUCUUGUUCAUUAUGCAUAGUGUAUUCUUUCGGAGCGCAACCGGCGAAUACGGCGACUGGGAAAGCGCCCACGCGACGUUCUACGGCGGCAGCGAUGCAGCGGGCACAAUGGGAGGAGCAUGUGGGUACGGCAACUUGUACAGCGAGGGCUACGGGACCGAGACGGCCGCUCUGAGCACCGCACUGUUCAACAGUGGCCUGAGCUGCGGGUCGUGCUACGAGCUCCGAUGCAGCGACGACCCACAAUGGUGCAUUCCCCGCACGAUUACGGUGACCGCCACCAACUUCUGCCCCCCUAACUACGCACAGGCUAGUGACAACGGAGGGUGGUGCAACCCUCCUCGCAUGCACUUCGACUUGGCUGAGCCCGCGUUCCUGCAGAUUGCCCAGUACCGAGCCGGGAUUGUCCCCGUGAGCUUCAGAAGGGUCCCAUGUGUGAAGAAGGGAGGCAUAAGGUUCACGAUCAAUGGCCAUUCAUACUUCAACUUGGUGCUGGUCACAAAUGUGGCUGGUGCAGGGGAUGUCCAAGCAGUGUCCAUCAAGGGUUCAAGGACUGGGUGGAUGCCAAUGUCAAGGAACUGGGGCCAGAAUUGGCAGAGCAAUUCACACCUUGACGGACAGAGCCUCUCCUUCAGGAUCACUGCGAGUGAUGGUCAGACACUCACAACCAAUAACGUCGUCCCGGAAGGUUGGCAGUUUGGACAGACUUUCGAAGGCGACCAAUUUUAGGUGAAUGAAAAUGAUCUAUCCGAGAAGGCGGGGAAAAUCGAAAAUCAAAGGAAAAAAGAGAACGCCUAUAACAUAUUAACAUGUAUACCGGGUUAAUAUAUGAUAAGAGGCUGAUAAAUUUGCACUCCUAGAACCUACCUCAAAAGGAAAAGGAAAGAAGAUGUAGUCAUUGAAAGUAUGAUCGCUUGUGUGUUCCUAUUCUAUGGACUUCAAAAACUGAAGUGCUUAGAAUAAGCGCAACUUGGUUAAGUUGCCUUGAUUAGGUAUAUGCAGAAAUACGAAAUAUGUAAUUUGGGUCGGUGUUUGUUUCACUGAAGACGGACUUUCACAAAAAAGAUACAGAACAGGGAACGAAAUUCUCUCC